AUGUCUUUUAUUGAAGUUAGUAUUGAUUCUCAUUUUCCUCUUCAAAAUUUACCUUAUGGUAUCUUUUCAACAAAAGAUAAUACAAAACCAAGAAUUGGUGUUGCAAUAGGAACAAAAAUUUUGGAUUUGUCUGUUAUUAAACAUUUGUUUGAUGGACCAUAUUUGAAUGGAAAACAAAAUGUAUUUGAAGAGACUACUCUCAAUAAAUUUAUGUCACUUGACAAAGCAGCAUGGAAAGAAACUCGACAACGAUUACAAGAACUUUUAUCUGAUAGUUGUACAACAUUAAAAGAUAAUGAUGAAUUACGAAAAAAAGCUUUCGUCGAACAAAACGAGGCUAAUAUGCAUGUACCUGCACAAAUAGGUGAUUAUACAGAUUUUUAUUGUUCAAGAGAACAUGCAACGAAUGUUGGUACAAUGUUUCGUGGAAAAGAAAAUGCUCUUAAUCCAAAUUGGUUACAUUUGCCAGUUGGUUAUCAUGGACGAGCUUCAUCAAUAGUUAUAUCCGGAACAAAAAUUCGUCGACCGAAUGGACAAACAUGUCCUGAUGAAAGUAAACCACCAACAUUCGGAAAUUGUAAAUUACUUGAUUUUGAACUUGAAAUGGCUUUUUUCAUUGGUAGUCAAGGUAAUCAACAAGGAGAACCAAUUACGAUGGAUAAAGCUGACGAAUGUAUAUUCGGUCUUGUCAUUAUGAAUGAUUGGUCAGCACGUGAUAUACAAAAAUGGGAAUAUGUUCCAUUAGGUCCAUUUAAUGGAAAAAAUUUUGGUACAACUAUUUCACCGUGGAUAGUAACUAUGGACGCAUUAGAAUGUGCGUUAUGUAAUGGACCAACACAAGAUCCAAAACCGUUACCCUAUUUAAUUCAACAAGAACCAAGUGCAUUCAAUAUCGAUUUACAAGUAUCAUUGAUACCAAAUAAAUCUUCAAAAGAAUAUAUAAUUUGUAAAUCAAAUUUGAAGUAUAUGUAUUGGAAUUUGAAACAGAUGCUUGUUCACCAUACAAUAGCAGGAUGUAAUUUGCGACCUGGUGAUUUAAUUGCAACAGGUACAAUCAGUGGUCCAACACCUGAUUCAUAUGGAUCAAUGCUUGAAUUAUCAUGGCGUGGAUCAAAACCUUUACAAUUAGAUGAAAAUUUAACAAGAAAAUUUCUUGAAGAUGGUGACACAGUAACAAUGACUGGUUUUUAUCAAGGAGAUGGUUUUAAAAUCGGUUUUGGACAAUGUAUCGGAACAAUAAUUUCAGCACUUCCAUUACCAACAUGA
Molecule: messenger RNA, 1266 nt
Organism: Rotaria sordida
Lineage: Eukaryota; Metazoa; Rotifera; Eurotatoria; Philodinida; Philodinidae
Source: the annotation of a GenBank genome assembly